ACCCGAUGCUGAUCGAGAGUGGUCGUGGCGUCGUCCGCCUCCUCCUCGGACAAGAGCGAACCACGCCCCUCAAAGAGGCACUGGCCCCAGGAGACACCGUUGUUAGGGCGUCGUCCGCCUCCUCCUCCUCCUCCUCUUCCUCUUCCUCCUCCUCCUCAUCAUCAUCCUCUUCCUCUUCGGUAGAUUCUGGCUCCUCGGGCCAGGCCGACCUGGCUAGAGUCCGUUUGAGCCAUGUCGAGGAGGAUGACGACGAGGCGGACGGCAUGAAGAAGUUCCUUCGAGAAGGACCUGCCGAGCAACUCGGGUCAGCCGGCGGGGCUCCGGCCGACGCGACAGAUCUCGACUGGCUUCGCCGUUUUCCCAGACUCAAGUUGACCGCAACUUCACUCAAAAAGGGUGCGUACCAAUUCAGUCGGGCUCACCGGCCUGUUGGUGGGCAAGUGGGAUUUCCGGCGAACAAACGUCGCGAACUGUACCACACUCUUCCUAUAGGACACUCUACCCCUCAUGAAUGGGCUCUUCGGCUAAAGGCCGGAGAUUUGGGCUCAAAGAAUGAUAUUCUGCUUUUAAUGGAGUGUCCGUCGCUCGGGGCACGAAAGCUUAGCACGUUUUCGCCGGAAUCGAAAGAGAUGGCCCCGAAAACAGCCGCAACUAGAAGUUCCAACGACGACAAGCGAUAG
Molecule: messenger RNA, 680 nt
Organism: Protopolystoma xenopodis
Lineage: Eukaryota; Metazoa; Platyhelminthes; Monogenea; Polystomatidea; Polystomatidae
Source: the annotation of a GenBank genome assembly